This is a messenger RNA of Penicillium subrubescens, 1104 nucleotides long. RefSeq names its product TauD/TfdA dioxygenase family protein. Gene Ontology annotation, cellular component: cytoplasm. The record is from RefSeq and is a predicted model, not a curated record. The transcript has 3 exons. Lineage: Eukaryota; Fungi; Ascomycota; Eurotiomycetes; Eurotiales; Aspergillaceae. Bases 1 to 1104 code for a protein of 367 amino acids. Gene Ontology annotation, molecular function: 2-oxoglutarate-dependent dioxygenase activity.
AUGGCUCCCCUAGUGCAUGACCCUGCGCUUCCUUUGCGCCCUGGUGAUGGCAGCUCCUCAGAACAGGUACAAUAUCCUGCGCCGUUGCGCUUGAACGGGGCGUUGGACAAAUUCAAUUCCGAGGAUACAACGCCUGCGAUCGGUCGUGAAUUCAUCAACGUCAACAUCGUGGAUGAUCUUUUGAAUGCCGCAAACUCAGACGAUCUUAUCCAGGAUCUUGCCAUCACGAUUUCCCAACGGGGUGUUGUCUUCUUCAGAGCCCAAGACAAUCUUACCGAUGAUCUACAGAAGCAGCUAGUUCACCGACUGGGCCAGUUGGCUGGAAAGCCAGCCGACUCAACACUUCAUAUUCACCCGGUGCUAAACAACACAAACGAAUUCGGAGUCUCGGACGCCCAAGUGAGCACCAUCAGCUCUCUUGCCCGAAAGAAGCUGUUUCGCCACCAAAAUCAGCCAAACAAGCGCCGUUACGACUCGGCUCAGUGGCAUUCCGAUAUCCAAUUUGAGCCUGCUCCGGCUGAUUAUACCUCGCUUCGGUUGACCCAAUUGCCAAAGUCCGGUGGCGACACCCUUUGGGCAUCCGGGUACGAGCUUUACGACCGGUUCUCCCCCGCGUAUCAGAAGUUUUUUGAGACCUUGACGGCGACCUAUAGCGGUGCAGGGUUUAUUGCAGCUGCUGAGGCAGAUCCUGAGAACGUCAAGAUUUAUACUGAGGCACGAGGGAAUCCACUCAAUAUUGGGAGAGAGUUGUCUUCUGUGCACCCUGUUGUACGCACGAACCCAGUGACUGGUUGGAAGAGUAUCUACGCUGUUGGGCCAUUCCCUAAGCAGAUCAAUGAGCUCAGUUCCAGCGAGUCAGAAGAGCUCUUGAAGAAGUUUUAUAACACCAUCCUUGAGAACCAUGACCUUCAGGUGAGAUUCAAGUGGCGGAAUGCGAACGAUAUCGCGAUUUGGGAUAAUCGAUCAGCUUUCCACACUGCCACAUUUGAUUACGAAGGAUUAGGGGAGCGCUUUGGUCACCGAGCGGUUGGUAUCGGUGAGAAGCCGUACUUGGACCCACAUAGUACAUCGAGGGCGAAAGCAUUGGCAGCUGAGAGUACCUGA